UGGUCAUCAAUGUCAUCAUGAACAUGAAUGAUCAGAAUGACGAAAGUAACUAAAGUUAUUAUGCUAUCGUGCAAGCGUGGAAAAAUCGUACAAGUUACUUAACUUAUUAUAUAAAUAACAAAGGAAAAACCAGAGCAGUAAGCUACGCAUAUGUGGCGCAAAAUAUGUUAUUCAGGACUAAUAAAGUUUAGAUGACAAUGGCGUAAAAUGAGGUAAAUGAGUGAUACCCCGUCAUACUUAGAGGUUAGGUUUUACAAGAUUCUACUCGUCAUACAUGAAGUUUUUUGUUGAAAGUAAAGAAAGUGUAAAAUGACACUGCUCUAUAAAUGUGUUAUUAACAACGCAAUAAUUCAAAAACCUAGUCGAAUAUGUCUGAGUUACUCGUGCCUUUUCCGUUCGAUUCACCUUUCGAGACGAAAAUGUGUCUUGCCUGGUUUGAGACAUUAUUCAGCAGAUACAAUCAACGCAAGAGUUGGAGAUAAAACAAAAAAUAUUGUCUUUCGUAAAAAGAGUAAGUCUGAACUGAGGAGACUCUUCAUUUUAGCAGCACCUGAGAAAUGGAGACUUACAAGUGCUGUGGCUUUUUUAAUCGUAUCUUCCACUGUAACAAUGGCAGUUCCAUUCUGUUUGGGGAAGAUUAUUGACAUCAUUUAUACUGCUGAUCGGGAAAAAACUAAGGAAAAUUUAAGUCGAGUAAGUCUCGCUUUAUUAGGAAUAUUUUUGGUUGGUGCAAUAUGUAAUUUUAGUCGAAUAUACCUCAUGUCCACCUCAGGACACAGAAUCACUCAAAGCCUGAGAAAAAAAGUUUAUGCUGCCAUUCUUAGUCAAGAAACUGCAAUGUUUGAUACAGUGAGCACUGGAGAACUAGUUGGAAGAUUGACAGGAGAUGCCCAACUCGUUAGUUAUGCUGUAACUAGCAACAUAUCAGACGGGUUGCGCUCUACCAUAAUGACAACGGCUGGGAUAUCGAUGAUGUUCUACGUGUCUCCGCAAUUGGCACUGGUAGGUUUAUCAGUCGUACCUCCGGUCGUUGGUUUGGCCAUUAUUUACGGUAGAUUUGUGAAGAGAAUUUCAAAAGAUGUGCAGGACAGUUUAGCCUCCCUGAAUACCACUGCGGAAGAAAGGAUUAGCAACAUAAGAACAGUCAAGUCAUUCGCGCAAGAAGUCAAUGAAAUCGAAAAGUACUCCAAGAAAUUGCAGGAAUUGCUGGAAAUUUGUUACAAAGAGAGUUUUUUUAGAGGAAUAUUUUAUGGAAUGACCGGUCUUUCUGGCAAUGUAAUAAUUCUCUCUGUUCUCUAUUACGGUGGUGUUAUGUUGUCUGAUGCGACAAUUACUGUCGGAAAUCUCAGUGCUUUCCUGCUGUACGCAGGAUACGUGGGAAUCUCUCUCAGCGGUCUUUCGAGUUUCUACUCGGAACUGAACAAGGCUCUUGGCGCGAGUACGCGUCUUUUCGAAUUAAUCGAUCGGCAACCUCUAAUUCCGAUUCAAGGUGGAAAAGUUUUAGACAAACAUUUGUCCGGAGAAGUGAACUUUCAAAAUAUUAGAUUCGCUUAUCCAGCGAGGAAGGAAUCGCUGAUCUUGAAAGACUUCAAUUUACAGUUACCCAAGUCUUCGAUAACAGCAAUCGUUGGUCCAUCUGGCUCAGGAAAAUCGACGUUAGCUCUGCUGCUUCUGAGGCUCUAUGAUCCGAAUGAGGGGUCUAUUUUACUAGAUGGUCAUGAUUUGAGAGAAUUAGAUCCUAUUUGGGUAAAAAGUUUCGUCACAGUUGUUCCCCAGGAACCAGUUCUCUUCAAUGGAACGAUACAAGAUAAUAUAACCUAUGGAACAGAGAUCUCGUGCGAGGAUGAGGUAAUUCAGGCAUCAAAGGCUGCGAAUGUUCUUGAGUUUGUAGAAAAAUUAUCAAAUGGCUUAGACACAAUGGUAGGAGAGAGGGGGAUUACUCUUAGCGGUGGACAAAGACAACGAGUCGCUAUUGCGAGAGCUUUAAUUAAGAAUCCAAAGAUUCUAAUCCUGGACGAAGCGACGAGUGCCUUGGAUGCAGAGAGCGAACACUUGGUACAGGAAGCCUUGGAGCGAGCAUCCCGGGGAAGGACGGUAUUGACGAUAGCACACAGACUUAGUACAAUAAAAAAUGCGGACAAGAUAGCCGUCUUGAAUCAAGGUCGAAUAGUGGAAACAGGAACGUACGACGAGCUAAUGACACUCCAGGAGGGAUUUUUCAAAAAAUUGGUCAAGCAUCAAGCUUUCAGUUAGGUGCUUUUUAAAAUGCCUUUUUCUGGAGGCUCGUGUAGAUUUACGUUGACCGAAUAAUCUGAAGAAGGACUUUGCCCUCUGACGUACUAGCAGGCCGUCCACAAUCCCACAGCGGUUUGAAGAUGUGUAAAUAUAUGAGCCGCUGUUGGAAGGCGGGGUCGAAAGCUUUAGUAAUAAUUAAAUAGCAAGCAGUGUCGAAUGUAUAUACAUAUAUAUCCAUUGGUAUUUAAAAGCGGAGCAAAAAGGCGCGCCAGCGGGCACACACGAUGAGGGGAUAAUAUACCCACCGCACGCGCGUAAGUCGGUGACAUCGACUACUUAUGAACUUCCCCCUCCGGCAAUACAAAGUGAUUCUCAAUACGGCGAGUUGGCGGCGAGACUUGUUUACUUGCUCUUGCUUAUUGUAAAUCGGGACGCGGUUAGGUUUUAUAUUAGAUUAAACCUGUUUUCGCAAAUAAUCAAGCUGACUUUUUCGCAGAUAGGAGAAAGCAACAAACUAUACGUAAAAAGCGUACUGGCAAAGCAAGUUCAAUUCAGUGUCCGCCGUUUGUAUAUCGCUCCUACUUUCUUUUUAAUCUUUUUUCCAAGUUUUUCAAAAUUCCAAUUACUUUUCGCAAGCGGGAAACGUAGUAAGUCACUUCGCAACGGGUUGACGGUAAACUUUGGACUUUGAUUGAGAAAAUUACGCGAGUAUAGAUUCUUGUGAUAGCACACUGACAUAACUGAAGCCCGGCUCGUGCAAAUUGUAACUUCUCACAGACGCGUAUUGUAUGCAGAUUAGUACAUAUGUGCAUGUUUAUGAGAUAUUACAAGUUGCAUCGCUCCACCAGUGUGGCUGAAUUCGUUGAGGAAUACAGGCGCAAUUUAAUAAUUGUAUAUAAGUGUAUGUGUACUGUGAGAUACUUUUAAAAGAGAGAAUAAAAAUAAUUUCUUUACGGAGUUGGGUA
Messenger RNA from Belonocnema kinseyi, 3200 nucleotides. Its product is annotated as ATP-binding cassette sub-family B member 10, mitochondrial-like. The record is from RefSeq and is a predicted model, not a curated record. Gene Ontology annotation, biological process: transmembrane transport. NCBI's taxonomy places the organism in Eukaryota, Metazoa, Arthropoda, Insecta, Hymenoptera, Cynipidae. The coding region runs from base 310 to 2253 and encodes 647 amino acids. Gene Ontology annotation, cellular component: membrane. The transcript is spliced from 3 exons. Gene Ontology annotation, molecular function: ATP binding; ATP hydrolysis activity; ABC-type oligopeptide transporter activity.